AUCAUCAAAACAUAUUUAUACAAUAAAACCAAUUCCCAAAGAAAAAAAAAACAAAAAAAAAAAAAAAUAUAAAAUAAAGAUGGCAAAGGUUGCAGUUUUCGUUUUGGCUCUCGCAUUGGUACUAUUCGUAUCAGCUCAUUCAGUUGUUAGUGAAGAAAGCUCAAAUCCAAGCAUUUACGAACAAAUCGACAAGGCAGCCGAGGAAGUGAAGGGGGCCGUCCAAGGAGCCACAACCACUGAUUCUGGUGAAAAGAAGAAAGAGGAAACUACAGCUUCACCGGAAAAUGCAAAGGAAAACAAAGGCGAUAACUCCGGCGCAACAUGGGGUGCUUGGUUCAAAAAUAAAUUAGGGGGCCUUGAAGGUUUGAUUUCAGGAAACUCGCAACAAAACCCAUCAUCAGCAGGAGGGCCCGCACAGGCACCAUUUCCAUACGGUGGUUCCGCAAAAGCACCCUCAGCUAAGUCUAAUUAAGAUUUAGCCUGAAGACAUUAGUAGUAAUUCAUAUAUCCUUCCACUUCUUUAAUUUUGAAGGGAUGGAUGUUGGCUAUAUCUAAUUAUAAAUCUUACGGGGGAGCCAUUAUUCAAUUUAUAUGUAUAUUGCUUCACAUUAAUAAAAAUUUCCAAUUUCAUUGUAAUGAUUGCGAUUUUAUUAGUAUCAAUUACGUACUGCCCCUUUAUGGCAUGGGGAAUUGGCGGUCCAUUUUUUGG
Messenger RNA from Jatropha curcas, 709 nucleotides. RefSeq lists its product as uncharacterized. Lineage: Eukaryota; Viridiplantae; Streptophyta; Magnoliopsida; Malpighiales; Euphorbiaceae. The record is from RefSeq and is a predicted model, not a curated record.